Molecule: messenger RNA, 788 nt
Organism: Fusarium redolens
Lineage: Eukaryota; Fungi; Ascomycota; Sordariomycetes; Hypocreales; Nectriaceae
Exons: 5
Coding region: 134-616 (160 amino acids)
Molecular function (GO): zinc ion binding
Source: RefSeq, a predicted model, not a curated record
CAUCCCACUAGAAGCUCAUCGAUACUGGAGCUCUUGAAACGACUGUAUUUUGCUUCUAAAGCUUACAACGUCUAAGAAUACUAUAGCCCAACUCCGAGACUUGCCAUCUCGAUUGCUUUUCACACAUUACAAUAUGUUUGCUCUGUACCUAACAGCUGACUUGCAAGGGGUCACAAACUUGCGCCCUGACGAUACUCAAGACAACCCUUUUUGGUACAUGUUCAAGGUUCAGUGUACUUCUUGUCGAGAGACUCAUGCCAACCAUGUUGGAGUCAACCGAUUUGAGACCAAUGAGAUGAGUGGAAGUCGAGGAGAGGCCAACUUUGUAUGGAAGUGCAAGAACUGCAAGCGAGAGUCAUCAGCCUCUGUCAAGGCUGGACCGUUCCCUUAUGAACAAACUGAGCCAGCCAAGCCUCAAAAGAUCCUCGAGUUUGACUGCAGAGGUCUGGAGUUCACCGAAUUCAAGGCUGAGGGUGAAUGGCUGGCCGAGGGCGCUGAGACAGGUACCAAGUUUACUGGUAUUGACUUGGAGGAGGGCGAGUGGUUCGAAUAUGACGAGAAGUCCAACGAGGAAGUCAGCAUCAAUGAAGUCAAGUGGGAAAUUCGCCGCUCUUGAGGUGACUUGGAGUUCGUGUUGACGUUGGGUUGAGCUGUCUGGUGUUUUGGAGCGUGCGGGCAGAGAGGUUGUAUUAUUUGAACAGGAUAGAAAAGCCAUAUAAAUGAGAUGAACUCGAGUAAGUUUGAGGAAUGAAAUUUCCCCUACAAUAUAGUCAUAACUAUACGUCAGU